GCCAUUUUAGUGCGUCUGCAGCCAUCCGGCAAGAUGGCGGGUUUGCUUUGUCUUUUGUGAUCGGGUUAAUUCAAUAUUCCGUAUUUUUCUCCGAAACAUAGAUUGGUGAGAAUCCCAUGAACUUUCUCCCUGGAGGAAGGUGUCGCACACGCCACGUGUCUCAGACCAUCUAGAGAUGACGGCAGAGAUCUGCAGCACCAGCAAGUUGAAUACAUUAGUGACAAAACUUCAUGAAUACUUGGGCCAUUCAUCUGAAGAGGAAAGUUGUGAGCUCCAGGUCCCCAAACUCUCUCAUGGUGAACUGAACAAAGCUUACAGUGAAUCAAACAAUACAGACCAAAUCAUGGAAGAGCCAGGAAGCUCAACAGAGACAGUCAGGCCCUCUUCUUCCCGCUCAAAGAGGAAACCCGCCGUUGUGACCAAGCACACUGGAUUGGACGAAUCGGACAUCUCGGAGGAGAGUGGGAAUGAGGGCGCCACGUCGGGCAAUCCUGCAGAUGGCAAUCUUGAUGUGAACAGUUUACCGAAAGGCACUGUGGUGGUGAGGCCGGAGCCCGUGGGAAACGAAGCCAAAGAUGACUUCCGAGGUCCCGAAUUUCGCAGCAGAGGAACUGCAAAAUUAAAAACGGAUUCUCUGCGAAAACGAGGCGGUGAUCACUUGCAUGGAAUCGUCAGCUGCACUGCCUGCGGACAGCAGGUCAACCACUUCCAGAGGGACUCCUUCUACCAGCACCCCGUGCUAAAGGUGCUGAUCUGCAAGUCAUGUUUCAAGUUUUACUCAAGCGAUGACAUCAGCAAGGAUGCAGACGGUAUGGAUGAACAAUGCAGGUGGUGUGCUGAGGGGGGAAAUCUGAUCUGCUGCGACUUCUGCAGCAACGCCUUCUGCAAAAAGUGUAUCCUGCGUAACCUGGGCCGGAAGGAGCUCUCGGGGAUCAUGGACGAGGAGAGCAAGUGGUACUGCUACGUGUGCAGCCCCGAGCCGCUGCUCGACCUGGUGGCGGCCUGCGACAGCGUGCUGCAGAACCUGGAGCAGCUGUGGCACCAGCAGCGCAAGCGGCCCCGGGGCGAGCACGAGAAGCCGGGCCGCGACGAGGGCGCCUGCCGGCACCAGCCCAAGGGCAGGGCCGCCCUCAACGGGAAGGAGCACGGCGCCGACGCCAACGCCAACGGCUCCGGGACUCUCACCUUCACCUACAAGGCCCUGAAGGUGCCCAAGGAGCUGGCGAAAAAGACGAAGAAGCUCGUGGAAACCACGACGAGCCUAAACAACACGUUCAUCAAGUUCAUCCAGCAGGGCGCCAAGGAGCAGGGGAGCAGCAUGGUCAGGCUGCGGCACCUGAAGGCCUUCCGGUCGGUGCUGGCGGACCUGAAGAAGGCCCACGCCGCCCUGGAGGAGUCCCUGGAGAAGGAGUUCAAGGGCCUGGAGGUGCAGAACGGGGAGGAGAGCGGGUGCGAUGUCAGUGGCAGCGGAGUCCUGCCGCAGAUCGUGGAGGCGGACGGCGAAGCGGAGGCGGUCGAGGACAUGGGUAACCACGUUAAAAAAGAAGACAGCAAGUCGAGCGCGAACAAUUCGGUGGAAAGCACCGUGGACUGCGAGGAGGACGGGGUGGCGGGCGCCGUCUUAGACGACGUCGAAAUGAAGGAAAGCCCCGCCGCCUCUCCCGAGGAAGCUCACAGGGCUGAAGUGCAGAGUCCCAAAGGAAAGAGGGCGGGCCCCGAAAAAGACGUGGACUGUGAGGAGGGGUCGGCUUCGGCGGAUGAGUCCUCCAUGGACAAGGAGAUCGUCUCUGUCCCCCUCUCCGUCCCGGAUGAGCUGUUCGAGAUGGUGGAGGGCGCGGUGGGCUCCUCGGGAGUGGCUGAGAGGAGGGGGCGCAGCGUGGGCAGGCCCAGGAAGUCCCCCAAGUCUGCGCUCUCCCUCAGAAAGUCCCCGGACUCAGGAAAGAGCUCCAUAAAGGUGACCAAAAAGCUGGUGGUGAAGCUGUCUCCCAUGCCCCUGAAGGCACCUCCCCGGCACAGACCCAUAAUGACGGAGUUGGGCUUCAAGUGUAAAGAUGAAAGGGAGCAGGAUGAGAUGGAGGAGGACAGGGUGAAGGAGGAGGUGGGGGAGGAAGAGGAGGAGGAGGAGGAGGAGGAGGAGAAGGAGGAGGGCCUCGGAGCCGCAGGCGGGGCUCUGCCGCCGGACGAAGGGCUAGAAAACAGGCGCUCCCCUCGUGUGAAAACCACACCCCUGCGAAAGCAAACGGACAGCAAGAGCAUGGCCCCCCCUCAGGACAACAGCGAGAGCGACACGGACCAGGACACGCCCACCAAGGCCAAAUCCCCCCGGGGGGGCCAGGGCCAGAGGGCCGACGGGGAGAAAGAGUCGGCCAGAGUCACCGCCUCCUCCAGCAAGGCAGACGACUCGGACUCUGACGAAGUCCCCUCCAUCCUGCUCCAGACGGCCGCCAUGAUGCCCAGCUCGGAUGAGGCGGACGGCGAUGGCGAUGACGCCUCUAGCAAACGAGUGGGGAAACGGUGCCUGUUCCCGCUGCAGAAAAACCCCUCCCAGUCGCGGGACAAGACGGCUGCCGCCAAGUGCAAGGCCAGAGUCAGUCCCUCGGACUUAGACGCCGGCAGCGUUUCGACCACGGCCAAGAAAGCCACCAAGAAAAAGAGGGAGAAGGGCUCAGACUCGUCCAACUACGACUCGGACCUGGAGAAGGAGAUCAAGAGCCUGAGCAAGCUCAGCGCCGCCAAGAGGGGGCCGCGCAGAGCCAGGAAGCAGGAAGAAAGGGAGGAAGAGGAGGAUAAAGAGGAAGGAGAAGGGCUGCGGAAAGCGGCCAAGGAAAAGAAGAAGGGUGUUGUGCCAAAAAGAAGGGUGCAGAAAAACAGACAAACGACAAGACAAUCGUCCCCCUCCUCCAGCGAAGAAGAGGAGGAGGAGGAAGUUGAUGGGGGCCGGGAUGCUGACUCUGGAGAGGACAGCGACGAUCAGCAGAAGAUAAAGCCAAUCAUGGAGGAAAUAUCCACAGCGGGGGUGGAAGCUUUCCAGCAGUCAUCAGGGGAUGAAGCGGAGAUGAAGUCUGUACCCACGCUAAUUGCUGAUGAUGACGAUGAUCCAGAGAACAGAAUUGCCAAGAAAAUGCUUCUGGCCCAAAUCAAAGCCAACUACUCUUCAGGGGAUGACAGCUCUUCAGACAAUGAAGAAUCAGAGAAGGAAGAGAAGAAGUCCUCCAAAAAAGCAGGAGAUGAGGAAGAGGAUGGAGAAGAGGAAGGAGAUGGAGACGACAAUGAGACGUCAAAUUCGGGCUCAGACUCGGACACAGACGUCAAGAAGACCCCGCACCGGCACCGCCUUCUACGGCGCAAACUGUCCCUUAGCGAGGGCGAGUCGGAAGACGAGAAGCCCGCGGCCAAGGGGAAAGCGGCAGUCAAGAGGAAAGCGCGGAGGAAAGUGAGCAGCGACGACUCCGCUGACUCAGACUUUGAAGAAUCGGGUGGGAGCGAAGAGUCCGCCGUGUCCGAGGAGCUCAGCGAAUCCGGGGAAGAGGGCGGUCGGCGCAGAACAAGAUCUUCAAAGAAAGAGGAGAAGCAGAGGAGCUACCACCAGAAGAAGAAGAGACGGCGCAUCAAGGUGCAGGACUCUUCCUCCAGCAACGAGAAGAGCGGCUCGGAGGAGGAGGGAGAGGGAGGGCGAGAAGACGAAGACGACGACGAAUCCAAGUCCACGCCCAAGGGUCGCAAGAAGAUCCGCAAGAUCAUCAAGGAUGACAAGCUGCGAUCGGAGACCCAGAACGCCCUGAAGGAGGAGGAGGAGAGGAGAAAACGUAUCGCAGAAAGGGAACAGCUGAGGGAGAAACUGAGAGAGGUCAUAGUUGUGGAGGAGGCAUCCCAGGUCACCUGUCCCAUCACCACCAAGCUUGUGCUGGAUGAAGACGAAGAGACCAAGGAGCCGCUGGUCCAGGUGCACAGGAAUCUGGUGACCAAACUGAAGCCCCACCAGGUGGACGGGGUGCAGUUCAUGUGGGACUGUUGCUGUGAGUCAGUGAAGAAGACCAAGAAGUCGCCAGGAUCAGGCUGCAUCCUGGCCCACUGCAUGGGUCUGGGCAAAACGCUGCAGGUGGUGACGUUCCUCCACACCAUGCUGCUGUGUGAGAAGCUGAACUUCAGCACCGCCCUGGUGGUGUGCCCGCUCAACACCGUCCUCAACUGGCUCAAUGAGUUCGAGAAGUGGCAGGAAGGCAUGAGGGACGAGGAGUGCUUAGAGGUGACGGAGCUGGCCACGGUGAAGCGGCCGCAGGAGCGCGCCUACGCCCUGCAGCGCUGGCAGGAAGACGGCGGCAUCAUGAUCAUGGGAUACGAGAUGUACCGCAACCUCACGCAGGGCCGCAACAUCAAGAGCAAGAAGCUGAAGGAGAGCUUCCUCAAGACGCUGGUGGACCCAGGGCCCGACUUUGUGAUCUGCGACGAGGGACACAUCCUGAAGAACGAGGCCUCCGCCAUCUCCAAGGCUAUGAACUCCAUCAAGACGCGGCGGAGAGUGGUGCUGACGGGAACCCCGCUGCAGAACAACCUCAUCGAGUACCACUGCAUGGUGAACUUCAUCAAGGAGAACCUCCUGGGCUCGGUGAAGGAGUUCCGGAACCGCUUCAUCAACCCGAUCCAGAACGGCCAGUGCGCCGACUCCACCCUUGUCGACGUGCGUAUCAUGAAGAAGCGAGCCCACAUCCUGUACGAGAUGCUGGCCGGCUGCGUCCAGAGGCGGGAUUACACGGCUUUAACGAAAUUCCUGCCCCCGAAGCACGAGUAUGUGCUGGCGGUGAGGGUGACGCCCAUCCAGUGCAAACUGUACCGGUACUACCUGGAGCACUUCACAGGUGUAGGAUCCGCCUUGGAGGGGGGGAGGGGCCGGGCCGGGACCAAGCUCUUCCAGGAUUUCCAGAUACUCAGCAGAAUCUGGACCCAUCCGUGGUGUCUUCAGCUGGACUACAUCAGCAAAGAAAACAAGGGCUAUUUCGAUGAGGACAGCAUGGAGGAAUUCAUUGCAUCAGAAACGGAGGAGUCCUCCAUGAGCUUGAGCUCUGAUGAUGAGAAGGCGAAAAGAAAGAAGAAGCGAGGGAAGGGAAAGAAGGCCACCACAGACGAGUCCGACAGCGACGACCUGGAAGUGAUAAAGGAGUGGAACACCAGCUCCCGAGGGGGGAACCCAGAGGGCCGUAACAGGGCGGAGCCAGUUGAGGAAGUGAAAGCGACCUCCAGUUCAGGUCCUGGCAGCCCCUCUCCCGACUGGCACAAAGACUUUGUCACGGAAGCAGACGCCGAAGUUCUGGAACACUCUGGAAAGAUGGUGCUGCUGUUUGAGAUUCUCCGCAUGGCGGAGGAGGUGGAGGACAAAGUGCUGGUCUUCAGUCAGUCUCUGAUCUCACUGGACCUUAUUGAAGAUUUCCUGGAGCUGGCUGGCCGCUGCAAGGAAGAGGGCAAGCCUUCUCCUUACAAAGGAGAGGGGAAGUGGUUCCGAAACAUUGAUUACUACCGCCUGGAUGGGUCUACUAACGCUUUGACUAGGAAGAAGUGGGCUGAGGAAUUUAAUGACACCAGCAAUGUCCGGGGUCGCUUGUUUCUCAUCUCCACAAGAGCUGGGUCUCUUGGCAUCAACCUGGUCGCUGCAAACAGGGUCAUCAUUUUCGACGCCUCCUGGAACCCCUCCUAUGAUAUUCAGAGUAUCUUCAGGGUGUACCGCUUUGGCCAGCUCAAGACAGUAUUUGUGUACAGGUUUCUGGCUCAGGGCACCAUGGAGGAGAAGAUCUACGACCGGCAGGUGACUAAGCAAUCGCUGUCCUUCCGAGUGGUGGAUCAGCAGCAGAUUGAGCGCCACUUCACCAUGAACGAGCUGACGGAGCUGUACACCUUCGAGCCCGACCUGCUGGACGACCCCAACUCAGAGAAGAAGAGCAAGAGGGCCACGCCCAUGCUGCCCAAGGACCCCUUCCUGGCGGAGCUGCUGCAGAGCUUUAAGGAGAACAUCGUGGGCUACCACGAGCACGACUCCCUGCUGGACCACAAGGAGGAGGAGGCCCUGAGCGAGGAGGACCGCAAGGCCGCCUGGGCCGAGUACGAGGCCGAGAAGAAGGGCCUGUCUCUGAGGGUGACCCAGCCUUCUUACGCCCACCUGGCAAUGGGCGCCUCCAACUCCUACUUCCCGUUCAACGUGGCCGCGCUGGCCUCCAUGAGCAACCAGCAGCUGGAGGACCUGCUAAACCAAGGACGGCACAAGGUGAUGGAGGCCUCCAAUGCACUGCAGACUCUGCCUAGGGAGUCCCUGGAGGACACCAUUGCACGUGUGUGGAAGGAGAACCCGAACCUGGCGGAGGCGCAGGUGCAGUCCAUGGCCUUGGGCCGGCAGGCCAGUGUGGAGCUGGAGCUGAAGCGCCGGGAGGCCAUGUACCGGGACGUGCUGAGCAAGCAGCAGACGCUAAUGAUGUACGUCCAAAAGGUGAUCACCAACAGGAAGGUGCAGGAGCAGCAGAUUGCAUUGGCCAACCGGGCCAAACUCCUGAACCAGCUGGCUUUGCAGAACGGCAUGAUGGGAGCUCAACCCCUGAGCCAGAUGGACUACCUGGGGCUGUACCAGCAGUUUGGCGGGCAGCUGUCCCAGGCGCUGCCGACGGUGCCCUCGCCCACCACCCAGAUGGGCAAAAGCCCAGGGUCCUCCAAGGGCAACUAAUACGUCUGACGCACACACGCUCCCCCUGCACCUGGCCCCAGGUCCUGGACUGACAGAGCGAUAAAACCCAUUCUAUCCGCCUCCAUGCGGCUUCCCGAAGAGAAGUAUGCAAAACGUCUGAGGACAGCGUGUAGGGGUCUUGCAAUUUUAUUUGAAAAAAAAAAAUGUUGUAUAUAUAGCCUUAAUGUUAUUCAAGUUUUAUUCCCUUUUUUCCAGGUAUUUUAAGAAAAAAAGGAACUGUUUUCCCCACAAAUGCUUUUAAGCAUUGCGUCAUUCUUUUCAGUAACCUUUUCCCCUGAAAGGAGGGCUGAAUUAUUUAAAUUCUGUUUUUGUUGGUUUUUUUAUACCUCAUAUAAAAAAUCUAAUAUAAAAGCCUAAGUACACUUAAGCGGGACCAUAGUUAUGCUUGUGAUAGAUUUCUAUUAUUCAAAGAUCCUGCUUCUUUGAAACAGGAACACUCUACCCCCAAUAGUGUCAUUCACAAUGUUCUAACUGGUGAUUGGCUGGUAGCUGGUGCUGUAAAACCUAGUUGUCUAGGAAGUACUGGUACCAGCACUAGAACUGAAUAACAAAAAAAAAAAUACGGCCUUAUAUGAAGUUCCUAAACAUGUUGUAAAAUGAUUUAAAAAAAAAAAAAAUGUUGAAUACCUUUUUUUUGUAUUACGCUUUGAGACGAUUACGCUAGUUGUUGCUAACCAUGGUAUGGAAUGCCUGUGUCGUUCAAACUGCUUGCUGGAUUAUCUGGACUUUUGUAACCUCCAGUUCUUGUUGUAAAGUGUUGCCUAGCCAUAGUACUGUACUGUGGGUACCGUUCAUGUUUUUUGUUUUGUUUGUUUUUAUUUUUGUUUGUUUCACUUGUGUUGUUCUGUUUUUUUGUCCGUUUCUCCCCCCCCACAUUUUCGCUUUCAAUGCUAAACAGGCGUAGAUGUGAUGAUGAGGAAGAAAUUCCUCCCUUAUCGGAGACUGUAUGCUCCCUCGAUUGCACAAGGUGUAUUUCAGAAAUGUAGAGGAACUUUUCUCCCUCCCAAGAAUGUUCUCAUGUUAGCAAAUACACUUCCUUGUUUUGCCAUUAAUCUGAUCUGCUAUUUACUAGAUAAGUAUUUAAUAUUACAUUUAAUAAAGUGACCAAAAGGCCGGUUUUCUUGCA
Messenger RNA from Megalops cyprinoides (Indo-Pacific tarpon), 7850 nucleotides. It is a transcript of the gene atrx, whose product is annotated as ATRX chromatin remodeler. The transcript has 35 exons. Gene Ontology annotation, molecular function: ATP binding; ATP-dependent chromatin remodeler activity. The record is from RefSeq and is a predicted model, not a curated record. Lineage: Eukaryota; Metazoa; Chordata; Actinopteri; Elopiformes; Megalopidae. The coding region runs from base 176 to 6703 and encodes 2175 amino acids.